AUGCAUUUUUUCAAUUUACUAGUUUUAUGUCUAAUUCCAGUCAGUACUUCCCUUAGAUUAGGAACACGAUUCACCGAUCAUGAAGUCGUCAUUGACAUGGGUCAGAGAGUUAGUACUGUCAGCAAGAGCUAUUUGUCAUCCGCUUUCACUAUAGAAACAAUCCAGGAACACUGGCGGCAUUUCAACUUCAGUUCAGAGCGACCCUUCACUCUUUUGCAAGGACUGUCACCUAUGUAUGUAAGGUUUGGAGGCACGGCGUCUUGCUGGAUGCAUUUUAAGAAGGAUAAAGCUCUUGAGCAUAAAAACUUCACUGAUUUCACAAUCACGCCAGACGACCUCGAGAGAAUUGCUAUGAUUGGAAAUAAGGGCGGUGUUGAUGUGUUGUUUGGGUUAAACGCAUGUCUUCGUAACUCCGAUGGUACAUGGAAUUAUACAAACCCCCUGGAAAUACUCAAAUAUAUUGCUUCCCAAGGCUAUGACUUCGGAUGGGAACUUGGAAAUGAGCCUAACCACCUCAGUAAGUUCAACAGAUCCAUACCUGCCGUUAAUCUUGCUCAUGACUUCAUUACUCUUCGCAAGAUUCUUGACAAAAAUCCUGACUACGGACAUAUUCUUGUGGGCCCAGAUGUGACAAGACCGAUAAAUAAGAUCAAUACUCCUUCUCAGCAAUAUUUGGAAAGUUUCCUUUCUGUUGCUCGUGGCUCAGUUGAUGCAGUCACAUGGCACCAGUAUUACUUUGAUAAAAGGACAUGUGAAGUCAAGAAUUUCUAUGACCCCAAAAUUCUUGACUAUAUGUUGAUUCAGCUCCACCUUAUAAAAGACUUACUUGCUGAAUAUGCACCUGACAAGCGGCCAUGGAUGGGAGAGACAGACAGCGCAUGGGGGGGUGGUGCAGAGGGGAUGUCUGACAGAUAUGUAGCUGGAUUUACGUGGCUGGACAAAUUGGGUAUGGCUGCUCGACUUGGUACUGAAGUUGUCAUCAGGCAAAGCUUCUUUCAUGGACACUAUGCACUGAUAAACGAUGAUCUUUAUCCGAACCCGGAUUACUGGCUGUCAUUGUUACAUAAGAGGUUGGUUGGCCAAGAAGUUCUUAAUGUGCAGAACAGUCUUGAUGAGGGCAGAGUCGUGAGGGUCUACGCACAUUGCACAAACACUGGUUUAGGCCAAUAUCAAGUGGGGUCCAUUACUGUGAUGGCCAUCAACUUGAACACACAUGAUACUGUCAUUUUGAGGCUGACGGGGGAACUAAGUGGGUUUCCUGUGGAUCAGUAUUUGCUAACCCCUGGCGACAAGGAUAUCACAUCCGGAAAUGUUAAACUGAAUGGUGAAGUUCUGGAGAUGAUAGAUGAUGUUACCUUUCCCAACCUCAAACCGCUAUCUAUUCCAACUGGUGAAAUUACACUACCACCUCUAACCUUUGGGUUUUGGGUUGUGCCAGACGCUAAAGCAGCCGCAUGUAUGUGAGAUAUACUAACAAUAAAAUAAUUAAUAAAUGAAAAAAAUGCAUGUAUCUGAGAUAUACUAACAAUACAAUAAUUAAUAAAUGAAAAAAAAUGCAUGUAUCUGAGAUAUACUAACAAUAAAAUAAUUAAUAAAU
Molecule: messenger RNA, 1597 nt
Organism: Nematostella vectensis (starlet sea anemone)
Lineage: Eukaryota; Metazoa; Cnidaria; Anthozoa; Actiniaria; Edwardsiidae
Product: heparanase
Exons: 8
Coding region: 1-1464 (487 amino acids)
Cellular component (GO): membrane; extracellular matrix
Molecular function (GO): hydrolase activity, acting on glycosyl bonds
Source: RefSeq, a predicted model, not a curated record